Molecule: messenger RNA, 3394 nt
Organism: Triticum urartu
Lineage: Eukaryota; Viridiplantae; Streptophyta; Magnoliopsida; Poales; Poaceae
Product: Beta-glucosidase, GBA2 type family protein
Biological process (GO): carbohydrate metabolic process; glucosylceramide catabolic process
Cellular component (GO): membrane
Molecular function (GO): beta-glucosidase activity; glucosylceramidase activity
Source: RefSeq, a predicted model, not a curated record
UCACUUUCCGGAGUUGGCCCCACGGCACGGCAGAACGGCUCCGCAAAAUCGUGGGUUUUUCUCCGGUCUCCGGUAAACUGAAGCCACAAGUGAAGAAGCCACGUCGGUGCGUGGUAGUUACGAUUACUCCCGGGCCGGCAUCGUCUUCCAUUCCGUCCCACGCGCUCCCGAGUUCCGACUGGUCUCUGGGGCGGCCGGGCGGAGCUCAGAUCCCCGGCGGGCGGACUCCAGAUCGGGAAAGGCCCAGCUCCAAGGAAGAAAGAAUGGUGAAGGAUGUCCAUGAGCCAUCGAACGGCGUGUCUCUGAACAGUUCGCCUUCGCAAAGUAUUGUUAAUUCAGAAAAGGUUAAUCCUGGACAAAUUCCAGAGUUGACAUGGGAACACAAGCUAAGCCAUGUUAGAUAUGAUUUGCCGUCAUUUGGACUUACAUGGAGGGAGAUACGGCAGAUGGCUGGUCUUGGUUUGCGUCUUGGUCGACACAUCCUUGAGGAAACUUCAAAAGGACGAACUGCUAUUAUUGAUCCCAUGAAGAAGCGCACUGCAAGAUCUGGUCAGGGUGUUCCACUUGGAGGCAUUGGUGCAGGAAGUAUUGGAAGAAGCUGCAAAGGCGAGUUUCAACGCUGGCAAUUGUUCCCCGGAGCCUGUGAAGAUAAGCCAGUAAUGGCAAAUCAAUUUUCUGCCUUCAUUUCCCGCAAAGACGGUGCAAAAUAUUCGACAGUGUUGCAUCCUGGGAAACCGGAUUUGCCAAAAGGAACUAACGUUUCAGGAAUUGGAUCCUGGGAUUGGAAUCUGAAUGGGCAGAAAUCUACUUAUCAUGCACUUUACCCUAGGGCCUGGACUGUUUAUGAUGGAGAACCUGACCCGGAUCUCAAGAUAAUGUGCCGUCAGAUUUCUCCAAUUAUUCCACACAAUUAUCAACAGAGCAGUUAUCCUGUUGCAGUAUUCACUUUCGCAGUAACUAAUUCAGGAACCACAGCUGCUGAUGUGACUUUGCUUUUUACAUGGGCUAACUCUGUUGGUGGAAAAUCUGAACUCACAGGAUACCAUUCUAAUUCUAGUAUGACAGAAAAGGAUGGCGUGCAUGGUGUACUGUUACACCACAGAACAGCUGAUGGACUGCCACCAGUAACUUUCGCCAUAGCUGCACAAGAGAAAGAGGGUGUUCAUAUCUCUGAAUGCCCUUACUUUAUGAUGUCCGGUAGCUCUGAUGAAUUCACAGCAAAAGAUAUGUGGAACUCAGUGAAAGAGCAUGGAUCUUUUGAUCUGCUUGAUCCUGUCAAUUCAUCAACGUCCUCCAAACCAGGAACAUCAAUAGGAGCAGCUAUUGCAGCUUCAGUUAAGCUUGCUCCUCAGGCAACCCAGAAUGUUUCAUUUUCACUUGCAUGGGCUUCCCCUGAAGUAAAGUUCUGCAGUGGAAAAACCUACCAUAGGCGUUAUACAAAAUUCUAUGGCACAGAUGUUGAUGCAGCUGCAAGCCUUGCCCGUGAUGCCAUUCUUAAUCAUAGUUCCUGGGAGAUGCAAAUUGAGGAUUGGCAGCAUCCUAUUUUGCAAGACAAGAGGUUUCCUGAAUGGUAUCCAGUCACACUAUUCAAUGAACUUUAUUAUCUUAAUGCCGGAGGAACUAUAUGGACAGAUGGAUUACCACCAAUUCAAAGUUUAACAGCAAUUGGAGGGAAAAAGUUCUCCCUUGACAUGUCAAAUGGAGAAACAGAUGAUGACAAUGAGAUGAACCCACAGACUAAUACUGCCACUGACAUUCUUCAUCAAAUGGCAUCAGUACUUGAGAGAAUUCAUGCAUCUCUUGCAUCAAAUUCUGCUAUAGGAACAACUUUGCUUCAGGGUGAAGAGAACAUUGGCCAAUUUCUCUACCUUGAGGGAAUUGAAUACUAUAUGUGGAACACAUAUGAUGUUCAUUUCUAUUCAUCUUUUUCACUUAUCAUGCUAUUUCCAAAACUUCAACUCAGCGUUCAGAGAGACUUCGCUGCAGCUGUCAUGAUGCACGACCCUGAAAAGCUCAAGCUCUUACAUGAUGGAAAAUUGGCGGCAAGAAAAGUUCUUGGAGCUGUUCCUCACGAUCUUGGUCUAUAUGACCCUUGGUUCAAAGUGAACGCAUACACACUCCAUAACACAGACCGUUGGAAGGACUUGAACCCAAAGUUUGUAUUGCAAGUUUACAGAGAUGUUGUGGCCACAGGCGAUAAAUCCUUCGCCCGAGCUGUUUGGCCAUCUGUUUAUAUGGCGAUGGCAUAUAUGGAACAAUUUGAUAAAGAUAAAGAUGGAAUGAUUGAAAAUGAGGACUUCCCAGAUCAAACUUAUGAUGUUUGGUCCAUGGCUGGUGUAAGCGCAUACUGUGGUGGUCUUUGGGUGGCUGCUCUUCAGGCUGCGUCGGCCUUGGCACACGAAGUUGGUGACAAAGCUUCUGAAAAGCUUUUCUGGAACAAGUAUGAGAAGGCUAAAUCUGUUUAUGACAAGCUGUGGAAUGGUUCUUACUUCAAUUAUGAUGAUGCUGGCACUAAAGCUAGUACCUCCAUUCACGCUGAUCAGUUGGCUGGACAAUGGUAUGCCAAAGCCUGCGGCCUCUCCUCAAUUGUUGACAAGGACAAAUCACAAAGUGCACUUGAAAAGAUAUAUACUUUCAACGUAAUGAAGUUCAAGGAUGGUAACAGGGGAGCAAUCAAUGGGAUGUGGCCAGAUGGUACAUUGGACAUGUCCACAAUGCAAUCUAGGGAGAUAUGGCCAGGCGUGACAUACGCGCUUGCUGCAUCUAUGAUUCAAGAAGGCAUGGUUGAGGAGGGUUUCAAAACAGCUGAAGGAGUCUAUCAUGCUGCCUGGUCUUCAGAAGGACUUGGAUACGCAUUCCAAACUCCUGAAUCUUGGAACAAUGACGAUGAGUACCGGUCCUUGUGCUACAUGCGCCCACUCGCCAUAUGGGCGAUACAGUGGGCACUCUCAAAUCCAAAGCUCCACAAGGAGCCUCCGACAGACAUAACACAAGAUUCUUUUCCGAAGAACCAGUUCUCAUAUGCACGAAUAGCGAAGCUCCUGCAGUUACCUGAAGAUGAAUCGUCCAAGAGCGUCCCUCGGGUUAUCUAUGAGAUAGUCCGGAACAGGUUUACUUCAUGAUAUAUGGGCCGCGACAUGCCUGAAUGUUGAAUGCACUAUUGGAGCAACAUUGUUCAAUUUGAUUGUUGAUUGCGGAAACAUGUUAUUGGUUAGCACACAUUAGUAUGGAGUUAAUGCUAAUAAAAGAUGAGGUCCAUGUAUGUAGUCCAGUAGAAAAUAGUAUGUCACGUUGUUCUUCGGAGCGAUCUUGUACGGUUGUGCUUCUUGAGUACAACAAAAGGGGGGAAUCAUUUCUUAAGAGCUGAGAAAUAUUUACAAUGGUUUCCUGUCGA